AUGUCUGAUUCAGAGGACCAACAAGGAGCACAGGCACAAGAGAGACCAAGUUUCCAACAAACUGACACCGGUAUAGAACACACGGAGCAGACUGAGCAGCAAUCGACUGAUGUAUCUGCUCGCGAUACAGCGCAAGCAAAUAUCAAUGUUGGGAAUAGUGAAGAAACAGUAGCUAAAGUGAAACUGGAAGAGAAGCCAGAAAAAGCUGAGCAAAUCAAUUUAAAAGUAGCACAUAGGAAUGGGGAUGAGAUGUUUUUCAAGAUCAAGACCACUACUGAGAUGAGGAAAAUCAUGGAUGCAUAUUCUAGAAGACAGGGAAAAGAUAGCGAAACAUUGAGGUUUUUUGUAGACGGAGUUAGGAUCCAACCUAAGGAUACUCCAAGAUCACUAGGUUUGGAAGAUGGUGAUCUUAUUGAUGUGAGCUAUCAACAGAUUGGUGGUGGUGAUGUAGAAGAACAACAGUUUGGUGGUGUAGAAGAAGAACAGUUUGGUGGUGUAGAAGAACAACAGUUUGGUGGUGGUGGUGUAGAAGAACAACAGUUUGGUGGUGGUGUAGAAGAACAACAGCAACAGCUCCAAGAAGCAAGUGACGAAGAAGUGAAUCAAAACACCCAGGCUAGUGGGGAGAAUGAAAGAGAACCGGAAACUGUUGUAAAAUCGGAAAAUGGAGAAGAAGAGGAAGGAGGAGGGGGAGGGGGAGCUCGCGUACUUAUUUUGCGUGUAACUGACAAGGAUAAUAAUAAUAUUCAGGUUCAAAUCAAGUCAGAUACGAAGAUGAAAAAAGUCAUGAAUGCUUAUUGUAGAAGGCAUGGGAAAAACCCUUUAUCGACUAGAUUUUUAGUGGACGGGGCUAGGAUUCAGCCCGAGGACACCCCGGAUUCACUAGGUUUAGAUAAUGAUGAUAUUAUUGAAGCGAGCAUUGAACAAACUGGAGGUGCGGGAGACGAAUCAGAAGAAACACAGGAAGAAGAUGGUGUUAAGGCCGAUGCACCAGUUAAGGAAGAGUACCAAAGAGAACGUGUUAAUAUUAAAGUACGUGAGAGGAAUCAAGCCGCUGUGUAUUUCAAGAUUAAGCCAAGGACACCAAUGAAAAAAGUUAUGGAGGCAUAUUGUAGUAGAGUAGGGAAAGAUAUUCAGUCGUUGAGGUUUUGGGUAGAUGGUGCCAGAGUUCAAGGCACAGAUACUCCUGAAUCUCUAGGUUUGGAUAAUGAGGAUUGUGUUGAUGUGAGUUAUCAACAAACUGGAGGAAGAAGUGGCUAG
Molecule: messenger RNA, 1260 nt
Organism: Lodderomyces oxycetoniae
Lineage: Eukaryota; Fungi; Ascomycota; Pichiomycetes; Serinales; Debaryomycetaceae
Gene: SMT3
Product: SUMO family protein
Exons: 1
Coding region: 1-1260 (419 amino acids)
Biological process (GO): protein sumoylation
Cellular component (GO): nucleus
Molecular function (GO): protein tag activity; ubiquitin-like protein ligase binding
Source: RefSeq, a predicted model, not a curated record